CGAGGCAAAAAGACCGUUGCCUCGUUGUUGCACACGAUUCUUUAUAUAUGAAGAAUACGUUGAGAGUUUUUUCACGAAAUUGAGGUUAGGGUCGCGUAAUGUCAGAUAUGUUCACGACCGCGCAUGCGCGCAGUACAGAAACAACCACUUUCAACUCCUAGGGCUUGAAAGUGAUCUUUGCAGUACUCCGCACAUGCGCGUUCGCAGACUCACUUGAUCGUCGUAAAAACGAGCAUCUGGUGUACGUAAAAAACGUAUGGAAAAUCGCGUAAAACGUGCUCGCGUUAUAUAAAUUUAAUAUUUCGAAACUGCAAAUAUCUAAGAUUUGCAUAUCUACAUGAACUAAAUUUCGAGGUGCGGAGUGCUCCACAACUAUACCCUAGUAAUUUUGCCGCGCCUGUCAGCCCUAGUACACGAAGGAUGAUUAAUAGUGCGUCCACGAUUCCUUCGUGUCGAAAUCUUCGCAUUGCGUUGCUCUAUCUUAUCCAGUACGUCUUCUGCAGAUGCGUAAUAUGUGCCGGAUAAGAGAUAACUGUUACAAUUGCUCAAGGACGCACCUUGUCGAACUGUUCAAGAGUAGGUAUGUGACGCAGACAAACAGCGAGACGUCAAUCCCUCGUUCAGUCAGUAAACCAAAAAAAUAUCACUGUGACUCGAGGUUACCCGCGGCGUGCUCGCAGUGCGGUUUUGCCGGCUGUGAGUGAACAUUGCUGAGCGUUAACUGGGAACAACGAAAGGUAUCACAACCCUGGUGAACCGUUUAUGAAGGAACGGAAACGAACUUUUUAACCCGGUUGAAAAAUUUCUGCAGGUGUCGAUUGUUCGUUUUAAGGGUUUAUUAAUCUCUAUAUGGUAUGGAAAAGAUGGUCGUUUCAGAGAACAAGCCGCAGGCAAUCAGAGCAGAAUGGGGAGGGGGCUUAGAGUUCCUGAUGUCCUGCAUUGCGACUUCCGUAGGGUUGGGUAACAUCUGGAGAUUUCCUUAUACAGCGUACCAAAAUGGCGGCGGAGCUUUCCUCAUUCCAUACAUAAUCGUCCUACUAAUAGUCGGCAAGCCAUUCUAUUAUUUGGAGGCAAUCCUGGGCCAAUUUACGAGCAAGUCGUGCAUUAAAGUAUGGUCGCUUUCCCCGGCUAUGAAAGGGAUCGGAUAUGGCCAGCUGAUAGCUGCGCUAUGCGUUGUUUCGUACUACACAGUGUUGAUGGCCAUAACCCUGUUCUAUUUGGUGGUCAGUUUCCAGUCGGAACUCCCUUGGGCAACGUGUCGUGAGGAAUGGGGAUCGACUUGUUUCGACUCUGGAGGCUCCGUGAACAUUACUGCAGUUACCGGAAACGGGUCACUACAGAGUUCAGCUGAGUUAUACUUCCUGUAGGAAAUCGACAAACACGCAUCGGCUGUAAACCAAACCGAGACAAAAAAACCAACCGUCGAUCUUUAUUUCAGAAAGGUUGUUCUCAACGAGGUUGACUCCAUUGACGAAGGCAUUGGAACACCAUCUUGGCAGCUCAGCCUCUGUUUGCUUGUCAGUUGGAUCGCUGUUUACAUGGUUCUCUUUCGCGGGGUCAAGAGUUCAGGAAAGGCUGCCUACUUCCUCGCACUUUUCCCCUACGUUGUCAUGAUCGCACUUCUGAUCAGGGCGGUGACCCUUUCCGGUUCCGGGAUCGGAAUCAUGUUCUUCAUUACUCCAGACUGGACUAAGCUUUGGUCACCAACAGUCUGGUACGCUGCCAUAACGCAGUGUUUCUUCUCUCUCAGUGUCUGCUUUGGGGCUAUCGUGAUGUAUUCUUCCUACAACAACUUCAACCACAAGCUUUACAGGGAUGUAAUGAUCGUCACGACCUUGGACACGUUCACCAGCCUCAUUGCCGGCUGCACGAUAUUCGGAAUCCUUGGUAACCUGGCCUACGAAAUGGGGACGGAUGACGUGAGCACCGUAGUUCGGGGCGGAACUGGCCUGGCUUUUAUUUCGUACCCGGAAGCCUUGGCCAGGUUCACGUUCGUUCCCCAGCUCUUUUCGGUCCUCUUCUUCGUCAUGAUGUUGGUCCUUGGAGUGGGCAGUGCCAUGGCGCUCUGUGGUGCGGCGUUCAGUGUGGUUUGCGAUCGGUUUCCUCACGUCAACCAGUGGAAAAUCAUGCUCAUCAUAUCCGUCGUCGGUUAUUGUAUCGGCCUUGUUUACGUCACGCCGGGCGGACAGUGGAUAUUGACCCUUGUGGAUUACUACGGCGGGACAUUCGUCGCCAUAAUUGUUGGGACCGUAGAAAUUCUGACAGUCUUUUGGAUCUACGGUCUCCGGAAGUUCAUUGAUGAUGUGGAAUUCAUGACAGGCGUGAGGCCCGGGAUUUAUUGGAGAGUUUGUUGGAUGAUCGUCACUCCCCUUUUGAUGAUCGUGAUUCUGGUAUACACGGUAGCAAUAUACGAGCCGCCGACAUACAAUGACACUAUGUUCCCAACUUCUGCUUACGCCGCUGGUUGGGCGAUCCUGGGCUUUGCGGUGUUGCAGAUGUUAGGAUGGAUCGUUUAUCAGCUGUAUAUAAAGAAAAGCUCUUCGGUUGCAGAGACAUUCAGGAAUGCUUUUCAACCUACCUCCAAGUGGGGUCCGAACGACCCCAAGCAUCGCCUCGAGUGGGAGUCCUUCAAAGACAUGAAAGCGAAAUCUUCUUCGAACGGACUUUAUGAUCUCUUCUUCAAGUAGCUUUCAUCAAAUUACACCUAGAUCGAAUCUAUGUAUAUGCAUGCCAAUCAUCUAAAUCCACCAUAAUUGCAGUAUCGUUUCGACCACCUUACAAUUUUUCACUCAAACCUUUUAAGAUCGAAUAUAUUCAGCUCACAGUGAGCUUCAUGGCAUGUCACGCGGUUAAGCAAAAAACAAACAGAAUAGAAUAAGAUAACACCUGCAAAAGAAUAAAAAAAUACGCGUCUACUUCCAGUGCAAUUAUUUUGUAUAAUGUAAACAAUGAACUAACUCCAGAUAUACAUUUUUAGAAGCCUGGAAGUAGGGAGUCAAUGCUUAUAGCCUAGGCAGGUGUAAACUUUAUUGACAGCAUUUGGUCGUUUUGGCUUGGUGCGAACGGUUACACGGCAGCUUUGUACAAAGGCCAGUCGUUGGCACGUUUCGCGUAGCUCUACGAUGUUUGCAAGAGUUACAGAUAAACUAAGCGGCGCGCAAACUGCAUGCUUUAAACUUGUGCAAGCGGUGUGCCAACUCGUCCCACUUCAAGCUAUGUGUUCUUGCAAUUUAGUAGGCUUGAGAUUUACUUUCAUUGUCAAACUUUGUGAGGAUAAGAUGUUGCGUACCGUGUUAUUCAUAAUCAGUUGCAAGACGUUUAUGGCGUCUGAAAUGACUUGUGGACGAUGGAAAAUAUCGCAAUAACGCUUAUCUCUAACACAAUUUUACUGCGUGAAUUAUUGGUCAUCGGAUAAAGAUAGUGCUCCCCAAAACACAAUUCCUCGGCGAUAGCCUCAAAUGGGUGAUUAUAGGAUUUGCAAUGUUUAUUGGAUAAAUAAAUUUUUUUUUUACUA
Messenger RNA from Neodiprion virginianus, 3514 nucleotides. Its product is annotated as sodium-dependent nutrient amino acid transporter 1-like. The record is from RefSeq and is a predicted model, not a curated record. Gene Ontology annotation, molecular function: L-amino acid transmembrane transporter activity. The transcript has 7 exons. Lineage: Eukaryota; Metazoa; Arthropoda; Insecta; Hymenoptera; Diprionidae. Gene Ontology annotation, biological process: sodium ion transmembrane transport. Gene Ontology annotation, cellular component: membrane.